AUGAGCACGACCACGAGCACAAGCGCAAGCGUGGAUGCGGGCAUGCGAGAUGCGAGUGUUGGUAUCGUGACACGGGGUUGCAAUUACGACACUUAUGCAUACGAGGGAGUAGGCACAAGGAGCAGUCGGGGGCGACAUCCAUGGGCGCGCGAGAGUGUCCUUGCUCGAGACACGGGUGCACACACCGGCAACCUGGGUCGAGACGCUGGCACACAUGGGGGCGGACAAGCUCGAGGCAUUGGCGCACAUGGGAGCGGCCAAGAGCGUCCACAGAGCAGGCCAUGCGCGCGGCGGAAGAAGUGUCGACACGUGAGAAAUACACGUGGCUAUGGUGUCGACACCUUUGCAGCGGAUUGGAGCGGUCCAAAACUCUCUAGAAGCUGCUGGGCGCGCGAGAACAGUACCAGACAAGGGGAAACCGUAACCAUGGCGAGCAAAGGCAUGACGGCAAGCGACAUUCUGGAGGAGAAACAAGGUCGCGUGGGGACGCAAGACGGAAGAGAAGGUCGAGGGCGGUGUCACCAGCAUCAAUGGACAUCGAGACAGCCUUUGAGGGAAGGUUGGCCAAGAGGGAAUUGGCUAUGGGGGACGUCCAUGAGCAACUUGACACUCGACUCCGAGGAGGAUGGGGGUGGCACAGUUGAGCCACUUGAAGGUAAGCUUCAAGGUGCCUUCAACUCCUUCAUUGCUAACGUGAACAGGGCUGUGGAAGAGCUUCAAGGGUCCUUUGUAAGCAACGGUGAGCGACACAAGCCACAUAGAACCUCCAAUCCAUGUGGGGGCAUGGAAACCACGGGGGAUGACGACUAUGAACGACCCAAGAGGAAGCAGGGGUGCUUCUUGUGUGGAGGGCCACACUGGACAAGGGAGUGUCCACGGAGGGAUGCACUCAAUGCCAUCAUCAGGGUUGGUGUGGAGUCCAGCCACACGAGGGAGGUCAGCCACAUGGUGAAGUUUGAGCCUGGGGAGGCAGAGAACAUGGCACAGAUCUCACACAAUUUGCGCACAGACUUGUGGCAACUUGUAGGAGGGAUCGAGGCACUCGACGCGAGGUGCCUUGACGAGGGCGUCAAGGGCUUUGGUGGGGGAGAGUGUCACGGCAUGCGAGUUUGGGGGCCGAAGUCAUGGGCAUCAUGGCACGGAGCUACGACCACAGGCACACGAGUUGCGCAAGGUGGAAUGGUCAAGACGCAGCGGGCCUUGCCAGUGAAGGCGUCAAUACCGAGGUCGUGGCGUAAGGUUGCGGACAAGACACGUGGGAGCAUGCAGAAGCAAUCGAUGGCGACAUGCAUGGGCACGCGAGUGUCCUCGCUCGAGACACGGGUGCACACACGAGCAACCUGGGUCAAGACACUGGCACGCAUGGGGGCGGACAGGCUUGAGGCACUGGCGUACACGGGAGUGGCCAAGAGCGUCCACAGAGUGGGCCAUGCGCGCAGCGGAAGAAGUGUCGACACGCGAAAAAUACACGUGGCUAUGGUGUCGACACCUUUGCAGCGGACGGGAGCAGUCCAGAACUCUCCAGAAGCUGCAGGGUGCGCGAGAACAAUACCAGACAAGGGUCUGGAUGGGUUUGUUGGGCCAAGCCCGACCUGAGAUCUUCCUAGGGCCUUGUACAUAAUUCUAGGAUGGGUUGUUCUAGAAUAAUGUAGGCUUAGAAGGAAAAGUGGAGAAUGUUCUGGAACAGUACAUAUGAGGGGAAAUCUGUGGAGUGUUCUAGAGCCCUUAUCUGCAGAGGGGCUUGGGCCUGAUCUCUUCUAUAAAUAAGGGUGGCCUAAGUAGAAGAGAUAGAGAUAGAGAGUGAGCUGCUAGGUGAGUAAGUGCAAAGAGGGUUUGUACUCAUCCUCUUGUACACUUCCUUGCAAUCUUAAUAAAUUCUUUUCUUUUCU
This is a messenger RNA of Rubroshorea leprosula, 1889 nucleotides long. NCBI's taxonomy places the organism in Eukaryota, Viridiplantae, Streptophyta, Magnoliopsida, Malvales, Dipterocarpaceae. The record is from the annotation of a GenBank genome assembly.